Messenger RNA from Toxotes jaculatrix (banded archerfish), 1428 nucleotides. Its product is annotated as deoxyribonuclease-1-like. The record is from RefSeq and is a predicted model, not a curated record. Gene Ontology annotation, molecular function: DNA nuclease activity. Gene Ontology annotation, biological process: DNA catabolic process. Gene Ontology annotation, cellular component: nucleus. The transcript is spliced from 9 exons. The coding region runs from base 147 to 989 and encodes 280 amino acids. Lineage: Eukaryota; Metazoa; Chordata; Actinopteri; Toxotidae.
CGUCACAUGCACUUUCAGAUAAAUAAAAACCCAUCAGUGGUUCUGCUCAUGAAUUGUACUGGUGCCUUCGGGGACUCACUCAGUAAACCUCUGUGCUCUGCUAACAACAGGCCUACUUCUGUCCCUCACUGACUCACUGAAGCAGGAUGCGUUUGGUUUGUGCUCUGGGUCUCUUUCUGACCCUGCUGCAGCUGUCUGCCUCUCUGCGGCUGGGAGCCUUCAACAUCAAGACAUUUGGAAACAAGAAAGCCUCCAACACCACUCUGAUGGACAUCAUCAGCACGAUUGUCCGCCGAUAUGACAUCAUUCUGAUCCAGGAAGUCAGAGACAAACAUCUGUCAGCAACCAAAAAACUCAUGGAGCAUGUCAACAAAGGUUCUCCACAGUUCAGAUACAUCGUAAGCGAGCCUCUGGGUCCGAGCACCUAUAAGGAGAGAUAUCUCUUCCUCUACAGGAACCACACAGUGUCUGUGGUUAGAAACUACACCUACAACAAUAGUGGGAAAAAGUUCAGGAGAGAGCCUUUUGUUGUCAUGUUCUCCUCCAACUACACCGCUGUAAAGAACUUCGUUCUGAUCCCACAGCACACCACUCCAGACCGUGUGAAGACAGUGCAGGAAAUCGAUGCUCUCUAUGAUGUGGUGGCUGAUAUCCACACUCGUUGGAACACCAGUGACAUCGUUCUGCUGGGUGACUUCAACGCAGGCUGCAGUUAUGUGUCAAACUCUGACUGGAAGAAGAUCCGCCUCUUCACAGAUGAUAGAUUCCACUGGCUGAUCCCCAAUGAGGCUGACACCACAGUGGGACCCAAGAAGUGCCCUUAUGACAGGAUUGUGGUCACCACUGACAUGCUGAAGGGAGUAGUGCACAACAGUGCUGAAGUUUACAACUACAUGUUGAACCUGGGUCUCGACCAGAAACUGGCAUUGGCUGUCAGUGACCAUUUCCCUGUGGAGGUGGAGCUGAUUGAAUGGACUCAUGCUGCCUGAACCAUCCACUCCACAGGUCUCCAGGCUGAAUCUACAAGAUGUUAAUUCAGUGUUGGAAUUAUUUCCAACCACAAAGCCAAGAAUUAAAAGACCAAAAUAAACAAAUCUGCCAAACUAUGUCAUUGCAAACUGGUUUCUUGAAACAGACACGAGAAAAAAAAGUUGAUUCUCUUAUUGAAGCUGAUAAAAGGUGAGGUACAUGACAAAAAAGCUUCUUCUGAACAUUUACUCAGAUCAUUUUAAGUUCUGGAAACUGCUUUCUAAUGAAGAAACAUGCAUUUAUUCAGAGUAACUGGGACAAUGACUCUGAAAGGACACACUGCUGUUGUCAUUUUUCAUUGUUUCAAGAUGGCAAAUAAAAGUCUAGUCAUCAUUAUUAUAUUAGGAAGCAACAAAAGUUUCAGUGUUGGAAGCUCACAACCUUGGAACAUGAAACUAA